Molecule: messenger RNA, 1386 nt
Organism: Venustampulla echinocandica
Lineage: Eukaryota; Fungi; Ascomycota; Leotiomycetes; Helotiales; Pleuroascaceae
Exons: 1
Coding region: 1-1386 (461 amino acids)
Source: RefSeq, a predicted model, not a curated record
AUGGAAGCCAGACUGAAGGCUUCAGCCCCCUUACCCUUGGUCUCUGCCGUCAGUCCUCUAAGCAAGGAACUUGUCCCUAUCAAUGACCCCCAGCAGGGCCGUUCUUCACUAUCAGCCUCCUAUACUCUGCCCAUGAACUUCGAGGACCGAGCUACUUCGUUCUUCGCCUUUAAUUUCAUUAUGGAUGUGAACGGUCCCAGCAAGGGACAUUUCACCCGUGUGCUUGAUCUCAGCCGAGCCCAGGACUUGGACGAAGCCCUCAUAGCAAGCAUGAAGGCGGUUGGUCUAGCGUCAUAUUCACAUAGAGCAUGUGCUCCUUCGCUCAUGAAGAAUGCUCGAUAUCAAUAUAUGAAGGCUAUCCAGCUCACUACCGCCGCUCUUCGACAUCCUGACGAUGUUAAAAAGGACAGCACGUUGAUGGCAAUUGAGAUCCUUGCCCUUUUCGAGACGGUGACGGGAUGUAAACAAGACUCCCUCAAGAAUUGGAUAGAUCACCUCAAUGGCGCAGCUGCUGUGAUCAAGUUACGCGGACCGGGCCAAGUGCAAACAAUUGGAGGCCGGCGAAUGAUGGUGCAAGUGACCGCUGGUCUACUGGUUAAUUGUAUUCAUCAGUCGAAGCGUGCUCCGGAUCAUAUUCGGGAAUUUAUGAAUGAGGCUUUUAAAUUAUCCUCCUUCGAUGGAGGACCGGGAUUCAAAAUCCAAGAGUCUAUGUUGAAAUAUGCAGACCUCCGUGCUAGUAUCCGAGAAGGAAUAUUGCAGGGUCCCCAGGAUGUUCUUUCCAAAGCCUUAGAGCUAGAUGGCGUACUUCUCUCGAUGGCCACGGAUCCCUAUCCUGGAUGGCAGUAUCAGCUAGUUCUCACGGAUGUUGAUUCGGAUGUCAUUUUUAAUGGCAGAUACCAUGUUUACUACGACUACUGGAUGGCUCUCAUGUGGAACGCCUUGCGAAUACAGAGGAUCAUGGUGAAUCAAACCAUCCGAGAAGCUUUGCUUGAUGGCUUCUCGUCCAAACCGCCGAUUUUUGCUGAGCCGGAAUACAGUGCUCAAUACCAAGUGUCGACGGACACAUUACAUGAGCUACAGGCCGAUAUCCUAGCCACUGUGCCCCAACAUAUUGGACGAGGUAGUCCACCACGAGGGCUUUCGCUAGAUCGUAUUAUGCGGGAUCCAUCCGGGACCGAUUUACCUCCAGUUCCCAUGGUAGGCGGGUCAUUUCUGAUGUGGCCUCUUUGGUUUGCCGGCAUCAUGGACAUCGCGACAGAUGAGGUUCGAUGUUUUGUUGUUAAAAACUUGCUGUCCAUUGGGGAUGUUCUGGGAAUUCAGCAAGCCCACGUUCUGGCAAAGUUGGUAAAGGAGAAAACAGAAGUUGAAGUUUGGAAGAAAAGGUGA